UGUGCGCCUGGGCGUUGCAUCAGUUCAGGGCGCCGCGCCGCACUGCUGAUCCGUGUUCUUUCUUAGUCUUGCGCGACCUCCCCGCUCCAGCAACAGAAUGGUUCAGCAAGUGCCAGAAAAUAUCGAUUUUCCUGCUGAAGAAGAAAAGAUAUUGCAGUUCUGGUCUGAAUUUAAUUGUUUUCAGGAAUGCUUAAAACAGUCAAAACAUAGACCAAAAUUUACCUUCUAUGAUGGUCCUCCUUUUGCAACUGGCCUGCCUCACUAUGGACAUAUACUUGCGGGGACAAUUAAAGACAUAGUUACAAGAUACGCUCACCAGAGUGGGUUUCAUGUUGAUAGAAGAUUUGGAUGGGAUUGUCAUGGUUUGCCUGUGGAAUAUGAAAUUGAUAAGACAUUGGGCAUCAGAGGGCCAGACGACGUGGCCAAAAUGGGGAUUGCAGAGUAUAACAAUCAGUGCCGCUCAAUUGUAAUGAGAUACUCUUCUGAGUGGAAAUGUAUUGUCAGCAGACUUGGCCGAUGGAUUGAUUUUGACAACGACUACAAAACUCUGUAUCCACAAUUCAUGGAAUCUGUCUGGUGGGUGUUCAAACAACUAUAUGAUAAAGGCCUUGUUUAUCGAGGUGUGAAAGUCAUGCCCUACUCCACCGCUUGUAACACUCCACUUUCCAACUUUGAGGCACACCAGAAUUAUAAGGAUGUUCAGGAUCCUUCAGUAUUUGUAGCUUUCCCUUUGGAAGAAGAUGAAAAUAUAUCUUUGGUUGCUUGGACAACCACUCCCUGGACUCUACCUAGUAAUCUUGCUGUCUGCGUUAAUCCAGAUAUGCAAUAUGUAAAGAUUAAAGAUUUUGCCAGAGGAAAAUUGUUCAUUUUAAUGGAAGCCAGGUUAUCAGCCCUCUAUAAGUUGGAGAGUGACUAUGAGAUCCUUGAAAGAUUUCCUGGUGUCUAUCUCAAAGGCAAGAAAUACAAGCCCUUGUUCGACUAUUUUCUGAAGUAUAAAGAGAAUGGCGCUUUCAGUGUGCUCGUCGACAACUAUGUGAAGGAGGAAGAAGGCACAGGGAUCGUGCACCAGGCUCCUUACUUCGGAGCUGAUGACUUCCGCGUCUGUAUGGACUUCAACAUUAUUCAGAAAGACUCACCCCCUAUUUGCCCUGUAGAUGCUUCAGGCUGUUUCACGGCAGAAGUGACACAUUUUACAGGACAGUAUGUGAAGGAUGCUGACAAACAUAUCAUCAGGACCUUGAAGGAACAGGGCCGACUUGUUGCCACCAGCACCUUCACUCACAGCUAUCCUUUCUGCUGGAGGUCGGACACGCCCCUCAUUUACAAAGCAGUGCCCAGCUGGUUUGUUCGGGUGGAGCACAUGGUGGACCGUUUACUCAGGAACAACGACCUGUGCUACUGGGUGCCAGAGUUUGUGCGAGAAAAGCGGUUUGGAAACUGGCUGAGAGAUGCACGUGACUGGGCCAUCUCCAGAAACAGAUACUGGGGCACGCCGAUCCCACUGUGGGUCAGUGACGACUUUGAGGAGAUAGUUUGCGUUGGCUCUGUGGCAGAACUUGAAGAACUGUCAGGAGCAAAGAUCUCAGAUCUCCACAGAGAGAGCAUUGACCACCUGACCAUUCCAUCACGCCGUGGGAAGAGUCCAUUGCGACGCAUCUCUGAGGUGUUUGAUUGCUGGUUUGAAAGUGGUAGCAUGCCCUACGCCCAGGUUCACUAUCCAUUUGAAAACAAGAGGGAGUUUGAGGAUGCGUUUCCUGCAGACUUCAUUGGUGAAGGCAUUGACCAAACCAGAGGAUGGUUUUACACCCUGCUGGUCCUGGCCACAGCUCUCUUUGGACAACCGCCUUUUAAGAACGUGAUUGUGAAUGGACUCAUCCUGGCGAGUGAUGGCCAAAAAAUGAGCAAACGAAAAAAGAAUUAUCCAGAUCCAGUCUCAGUCAUCCAAAAGUAUGGUGCUGAUGCCCUCAGGUUAUAUCUGAUCAAUUCUCCUGUGGUAAGAGCAGAAAACCUCCGCUUUAAGGAGGAGGGUGUGCGGGAUGUCCUUAAGGAUGUGUUGCUUCCAUGGUACAAUGCAUACCGGUUCUUCACACAGAACAUCCUAAGACUCGAGAAGGAGGAGGGAGUGGAAUUCCUCUACAAUGAGAAUACAAUCAGGGAAAGCCCCAACAUCACGGAUCGGUGGAUCCUCUCCUUCAUGCAGUCCCUCCUGGGUUUCUUUGAGACUGAAAUGGCAGCUUACAGGCUUUAUACUGUGGUGCCUCGCCUGGUCAAGUUUGUUGAUGUUCUGACCAAUUGGUAUGUCAGAAUGAAUCGUCGAAGACUAAAGGGUGAAAAUGGGAAGGAGGAUUGUGUUAUGGCCCUGGAGACCUUGUUUAGUGUCCUGCUUUCUCUGUGCAGACUGAUGGCCCCUUAUACACCAUUUCUCACUGAAUUGAUGUACCAGAACUUAAAAACACUGAUUGAUCCAGCUUCUGUCCAGGACAAGGAUACACUCAGCAUCCACUACCUCAUGCUACCUCAUGUUCGAGAGGACUUGAUUGACAAGAAAACUGAGAAUGCAGUGUCUAGGAUGCAAUCCGUCAUUGAACUUGGACGAGUGAUCCGAGACCGAAAAACUAUUCCAAUAAAGUAUCCUUUGAAAGAAAUUGUGGUUAUCCAUCAAGAUCCCGAAGCUCUGAAUGAUAUCAGGUCCUUGGAGAAAUAUAUCCUUGAGGAAUUGAAUGUUCGUAAAGUUACACUAUCUACGGAUAAAAACAAGUACGGCAUACGGCUAAGGGCUGAGCCAGAUCACAUGGUCCUGGGAAAGCGCCUGAAGGGAGCCUUUAAAGCAGUGAUGAUGGCCAUCAAGCAGCUGGACAGUGAGCAGCUGGAGCAGUUCCAGAAGAGUGGCUUGAUAACUAGACAGAAGCCAAUCAGGUGGAAGGCCUUGGUUCUUUUAGAUGUCACUCCUGACCAGUCAAUGUUGGAUGAAGGAAUGGCUCGGGAAGUUAUCAAUCGCAUCCAGAAACUUCGCAAGAAGUACAAUCUGGUUCCCACUGAUGAAAUAACAGUGUAUUAUAAUGCAAAGUCCGAAGAGAGGUAUCUGAAUAAAAUUAUUGAAAGCCACACAGAGUUCAUAUGUGCCACCAUAAAGGCUCCCUUGAAACCGUAUCCAGUUUCUGCAUCAGAAGAAAUCCUUAUUAAAGAGAAAACACAGUUAAAGGGGUCUGACCUGGAAAUCACAUUCACCAGAGGGUUUUCCGAUCCUGGUCCAGCUUGUGCAUAUGUCAAUCUUAACAUCUGUGCAAAUGGCAGGGAACAAGGUGGAGUAUUACUUCUGGAAAAUCCGAAAGGUGAUAACCGGUUGGACCUUCUGAAACUAAAGAGUGUUGUUACUAGCAUUUUUGGUGUUAAAAAUACAGAGCUGGCUGUGUUUCAUGGUGAAACAGAAAUACAAAACCAAACAGAUUUGCUGAGUCUCAGUGGAAGAACCCUCUGUGUGACUGCAGGACCAGCCCCCUCUCCGGCCAAGAGUCCCAGUCCUCUCCUCUGUCAGUACAUAAACCUGCAGCUCCUCAACACAGAGCCUCAAGAGUGCUUAGUGGGCACAGUGGGCACUCUCCUGCUGGAAAACCCUCUGGGGCAGAAUGGACUUACCCACCAGGGUCUUUUAUAUGAAGCAGCGAAGGUGUUCGGUCUUCGUGGCAGGAAGCUGAAGCUGUUUCUAAACGAGACUCAAACCCAAGAAAUUACAGAAGACAUCCCCAUGAAGACUCUGAACAUGAAGACUGUGUUUGUGUCUGUACUGCCAAUGACUGCAGAAUGCUAGUACAGCUUCUCCGUGUGGCUCACUCACCAUUUUCCUUAGUCUGUUUUCCUCUACAUUCGUAUCCAUGGACAUGAAGAUGUGUCCUUCAGUCUCCUAUGCUGCUUUGGCCCAAAGUUCAAAUAGGAUUGAUGAAGUAACUUGAGGCCUCAUGUAAUAUUCACACUUAACCUUAAAUACUAUGCAGUCGUGUUGGGGGAAUUUAGUACCUCAGCACCACGUAAGUACAGCAAGCAGAACUCACUUAAAAGGCAUAAGAAAAUACUGAUCUAUAGCCUUUUAUGACUGAUUUGAGACCCUUAAAACAGUAGACAUGUUAUAUAUUUCUGCUACCUGGAUUUUCCCAGGUAAUUUGGUGGAAUAUUUUGUUUCAGUAAAUCAGACAUGUAAACAAACUG
Messenger RNA from Octodon degus (degu), 4203 nucleotides. RefSeq names its product isoleucyl-tRNA synthetase (gene Iars1). Gene Ontology annotation, biological process: isoleucyl-tRNA aminoacylation. The transcript is spliced from 34 exons. Bases 98 to 3808 code for a protein of 1236 amino acids. The record is from RefSeq and is a predicted model, not a curated record. Gene Ontology annotation, molecular function: tRNA binding; aminoacyl-tRNA deacylase activity; isoleucine-tRNA ligase activity. Lineage: Eukaryota; Metazoa; Chordata; Mammalia; Rodentia; Octodontidae.